GUUAAUACGAACUUAUAUAUUUUCUGUUAUUAAACAGUAAUGCAUACACAAAUCAUUUCUUUCGUUUGACAGAAAAGUUAAGUAGUGUUGAUAAGAAAGGAUGCAUUCAAAACAUUCAGUAUUAUUUGUUGUCAUCCAAUUCACAGAAAUAAUUUACUCUUUGAAUAUGGAAGACGUUUGUUCGGCUGAGGAUGACACGUGUAAGAAACCAAAUCUGUCUGGAGUCGGUGAGAUCGAAAAGGGUAAAUGCUCCUUGGCAGGAGUACUUCUUAGAUUUCGCCAACUGUCACUGCUUGAAUGUGCUAAGGAAUGUUUCAUUACGUCAAACUGCACGUCUAUUAAUUACAGACAAAAUUGGAAACUAUGUGAUCUUGUGAUGUCUAAUGCCAUUAGAAACGAAAUUGCCGACGACUCGACCUGCAUCAAAAGUAACAUAACAACAUGGGAAAAGUCAUUGGCAGGAAAAUGUGCCGGCCACAACUGUGAAGAAGGGCAAAAGUGUGAAUUAAAUGCCGAUGACACCAAAUAUAAAUGCGUAAAAGCAUAUUGUAAAGGUUUACCGAAUACACCAAAUGCUGAACUCCAAGAACCGUUCGGACUGCGGCGAGAUUUAGAUACUGGAAAUAAAUUUAAAUGUGGCUAUGGUUAUAAGAUGGCGGGAAAACCGUUUGCCGUCUGUAAAAGUCCUGGAAAAUGGACAGUUUUGUUCAACUGCACAUCAGCCAAAGAGUGUGCCUCAAAUGAAAUCCUGUUUGACGGAGAAACGACCACUUGUAUAAAGUUAGUAUCAACAAGAGGAACUACAUGGAAGAACGCAAGAAAAUAUUGUCAAGAACAAGAAGGUGGUGACUUAGUAAGCAUAAUAUCAAAGGCAAAAUGGGAUUUCAUCACAAAAAGCUUUAGUAACGUUAGAUCUGUAUGGAUAGGGCUAAAAGAUAAAACAUGGAUGACCGGCGAAAGUUUCAGCAACAUUUACGGGGUGACGAUACAACUGAAUAAUUAUGAUAGUGGUUAUCCUUUACAAGUUAACAAAAACUCAUGCGGCAUACUAGCGCCAUUGUCAACUGUUCCACUCCAAGAUGAAAACUGUAAUAUUCGAGAAAGGCCAAGUUUUCUUUGUGAAAUCAUUAUGUCGCAAAAUUAGAUAUAUUAUUUAUUAAUUUUUAAAUGAAUAUAAAUAAACUCAUCAUAGAUAUCAGAAUUCAAAUUUUGUACGACGGACUACAAAAGACUCAAUAGUGACGCUCAAAACAAAUUAAAAAAGCCCAAUAAAGUAC
This is a messenger RNA of Mytilus californianus (California mussel), 1277 nucleotides long. RefSeq lists its product as uncharacterized. The transcript has 5 exons. The coding region runs from base 101 to 1144 and encodes 347 amino acids. The record is from RefSeq and is a predicted model, not a curated record. NCBI's taxonomy places the organism in Eukaryota, Metazoa, Mollusca, Bivalvia, Mytilida, Mytilidae.